AUGUUUGAUCACGAUCCACAGUACACCUACUCGCAAGAGUACACUCUCGAGGAGGAGGACGAGAGUGAGGAUGAGGACGUCUUUGCUUUUCUCCCACCCUCAACCGCGGACGGUCAGAACAACCCACAGCAGGAAUUCCGUUCCCAGCAGCCAACAUACGAUAGCGAAGUUGCUCCUGGAUAUCAAGCGCAGCCCCAGCCGCCAACAGCACCGACCCCGAGCGAACAUGCCGCCGCGACAACGGCCCCAGCUUAUCCCUCACCUACGUUUGAUCCAUACGCACGCUAUCCCGCCGACACAGUGGCUUCUUCGACUGCCCUCGUCGGCUUCCCACCCUCCGGUCCUUCUUCGCCUUUACCACAAGGAUUGUCUCAAACGCCGAGCACCAAUAAUCCAUACAUGACCACCUUACUCACCCGAACCCCCAGUACAACUUCACAUCGCUCAAUACAUAAUCGUAACACAGGGCCUUAUACGCAGCCUUACACCUAUGGCACCAGCGACCCCCCGCCAUCCACCGAUAGCGACGCGAACGACGACCCGUACAGAAUGCGGAAAAUCAGUUCCAACAAAGAGCACGCAAUUCCGACUACAGCGACGACGAUGAGCCACCCUGGUACUGCUACAACAAAUGCAUCAUCCCGUGAAGUACGCGUUUCCCUGCCUUCCGGUCAUGGUCAGCACGAAAAGGAUCUGGAAGCAGUGAGGGAGACGCCGAAGCGUAUGACGACUGGCUCUACGGACGCCGACUCGCUGAGCUUGGGGCCCAGCUUGAUUGAGGACUAUGACGAGAGUAGAGAAGGAUCCAUCAAGAUGGAGUUCGACUUCGAUGCUAUCGAGGAAGAGGAUAGCCCUUACCCCGAGGUUAGGGCCUCCGUGUCAAACAUCGACGAUCCCGAUAUGCCAGCGAUGACAAUUCGAAUGUGGUUUGUCGGGUUGUUCUUGUGUAUGAUUAGCAGUGCGAUGAAUGUUUUCUUCAAUUUCCGUUCCCCCGCUCCAACGGUUGUACCACUGGCACUACUCUUGGUCGCAUAUCCUUUUGGAAAACUUCUGGCCUUCUCCCUCCCUAUCACGACUUACCGGCUCCCACUCCCCCCACUCCCUGCAUUCUUGUUUCGAUCGUCGCCAUCGCCUCCUACAUCAAUCGAGUUCUCGCUGAAUCCUGGCCCGUGGAAUAUCAAAGAGCACGUUCUUGUCUAUAUCAUGGCCAAUGUCGCGGUCGGUUCGCCCUACGCUCUCAAUGCUAUAGUUGUCUCCGAAGUGUUUUACGAAAUCGAAUUGGGCUUCUGGUUUAAUUUGGUGUUGGUUCUUGCAACGCAACUCACGGGUUUCGGGCUGGCCGGUCUUUGUCGGAGAUUCUUGGUCUGGCCUGCUAGCAUGGUCUGGCCGCAGAAUUUGGUUGCCUGCGCACUUCUCAACACGCUACAUGCUGAAGACGACGAAGGGACCGGAGGCAUUUCAAGAUAUAAAUUCUUCAUGUUAGUUACUGGGGGUACAUUCGUGUAUUUCUUUCUCCCUGGUUUCCUGUUCCAAGCCCUCUCCAUCUUCUCAUACAUUUGCUGGGCAGCACCGAAUAACGUCCCGGUGAACCAAUUAUUCGGCGUGCACUCCGGCUUGGGAAUGGGAGUCUUGACAUUUGAUUGGACGCAGAUAAGUUGGAUUGGGAGUCCGCUGAUGGUACCGUGGUGGGCUGAAGUCCAUAUUUUCUUCGGAUUUGUGCUGUUCUAUUGGAUUUUGACACCAAUCUUGUACUACACGAACACAUGGUAUCUCGCCCAUUUCCCCAUGUCUGCCAACGAGCCGUACGAUCGUUUCGGCAAGUCUUACAAUGUCAGCAAAGUGUUGAAGCACGAUGACACCUUCGACCUCGAGGCAUACAACAAUUACUCGCCAUUAUAUCUUCCGGCUACCUACGCCAUGACGUACCUUUUGGCCUUCGCGCUGAGCACAUGUGUGAUCGUGCACACUGCGCUGUAUCACGGGAAGAGCUUAUGGAACGGCGUGAAGAAGAUGAGGUUGGAGCAAGAUGACAUCCACGCGAAGUUGAUGAGGAACUACCCCGAAGUGCCAGAUUGGUGGUAUGCGAGUGCAUUUAUCUUGUUCUUCUGCUUGGCCGUGGUCGCAGUUGAGGUUUGGGAUACCUCAGUCCCAGUUUGGGCCUUGCUAUUGGCAGUCCUCCUUCCUGUCGUCUACAUCUUGCCUUCUGGGUUCAUCUACGCCAUGACAGGUCAACCAAUUUCCCUGAAUAUCCUUGCUCAAAUCAUUCCGGGCUCGCUGCUACCGGGUAAUCCUCUUGCGAACAUGGUGUUCAAAGCGUAUUCCGUACAAACUUUGACUGCUGGUACUUCCUUUGUGCAAGAUCUCAAGCUCGGCCAUUACGUGAAAGUCCCACCGCGCGCAACCUUCCUGGUUCAAUCUGUUGCAACGAUCUUGGCUGCGUUCAUCCAAGUCGGUGUCAAGCACUGGAUUUUCACCAACAUCGAAGGAAUAUGUACACCCACUCAACCAAGCUCGCUUACUUGCCCUCACAAUCAAGUCUUUUUCACCGCUUCGGCUGUUUGGGGCCUCAUUGGGCCAAGUCGACAAUUUGGGUCUGGAUCAAUUUACCACCCACAUCUCUAUGCUAUAGCCAUCGGCGCGGUUUUGCCUGUACCGUUCUGGCUAUGGCAGCGCCGAUAUCCCGAAUCUUGGGUUAAAUAUGUCAGCACACCGGUCAUUCUGAACGGUGUCGGCGCGAUCCCUCCCGCGACCGGUAUCAACUACUCUUCUUGGUUCCUCGUUGGCUUCAUCUUCCAAUAUCUGAUCCGGAAGAGAAAUUUCGCCUGGUGGAGCAAGUUCAACUACGUGACUAGCGCUGCUCUUGACAGUGGCACAGUCGUCGCGCUCAUGUUGAUUUUCUUCACGUUACAGUUCCCAAGGAAUGGCACGAUACAAGUUGAUUGGUGGGGUAACACUGUCUUCCUAGAUACCGCGGAUUUCAGGCGUGAAGCACUGCGACCAAUUCCUAUAGAUGGCAUUCGGCCAUGA
This is a messenger RNA of Pleurotus ostreatus (oyster mushroom), 3027 nucleotides long. RefSeq lists its product as uncharacterized. The coding region runs from base 1 to 3027 and encodes 1008 amino acids. Gene Ontology annotation, molecular function: oligopeptide transmembrane transporter activity. The transcript is spliced from 13 exons. The record is from RefSeq and is a predicted model, not a curated record. NCBI's taxonomy places the organism in Eukaryota, Fungi, Basidiomycota, Agaricomycetes, Agaricales, Pleurotaceae. Gene Ontology annotation, biological process: transmembrane transport.